AUGUUGCGCAACACCCUGCGCCAGUGCUCCCGCCAGCUCCAGUGCGCCCCGGCGAGAGCAACCUUCUCGAGCCUCGCACAGCCAUCACGAAGCGCCAUUUCCACCUGUCGCAGACCGCUCGCUCUGACCCAGCGCCGCCAGUAUGCCGUUUCUGCAGAAGACACCAACAAGGGCGUUGUGCGUACCUCUCCAGACCCCAACGACUCGUUCCUCCAGGGCAACACGGCCAACUACAUCGAUGCCAUGUACAUGCAGUGGAAGCAGGACCCCACCAGCGUCCACUACUCAUGGCAGGUCUACUUCCACAACAUGGAGUCGGGCGACAUGCCUGUGUCGCAAGCCUUCCAACCGCCGCCCAACAUCAUGAGCUCCCCCCAGGGCGGCGCCGCUCACAAGCCCGGAAUGGGCAUGGCUUCCGCCGAAGGUACAGACGUCAUGAACCAUCUCAAGGUGCAAUUGCUUGUGCGGGCUUACCAGGCUCGCGGUCACCACAAGGCCAAGAUCGACCCGCUGGGCAUCCGCUCCGAGGCAGAGCAGUUUGGAUACAGCAAGCCGCGCGAGCUUGAGCUGUCCCAUUACAACUUCACCGAGAAGGACCUGGAACAGGAAAUUGAACUGGGCCCAGGUAUCUUACCGCGCUUCAAGACCGAAUCCCGCAAGAAGAUGAAGUUGAAGGAGAUUAUUGAGGCCUGCGAACGCCUCUACUGUGGCUCUUACGGUAUCGAAUACAUCCACAUUCCCGACAGGGAGCAGUGCGACUGGCUCCGUGAGCGCAUCGAGGUCCCCACUCCCUUCAAGUACUCUGUCGACGAGAAGCGCCGCAUUCUGGACCGCCUGAUCUGGGGUACCAACUUCGAGGCUUUCCUCGCCACCAAAUACCCCAACGACAAGCGUUUCGGUCUUGAAGGAGGUGAGAGUUUGAUUCCCGGAAUGAAGGCUCUCAUCGACCGAAGUGUCGACUUCGGCGUCAAGGACAUCGUCAUUGGUAUGCCGCAUCGUGGACGUCUCAACGUGCUCUCCAACGUCGUCAGGAAGCCCAACGAGUCCAUCUUCAGCGAGUUUGCCGGUACUGCCGAAGCCAACGAAGAGGGCUCUGGUGACGUCAAGUACCACUUGGGUAUGAACUUCGAGCGCCCUACACCAUCUGGAAAGCGUGUGCAGCUGUCUCUAGUCGCCAACCCGUCCCAUCUUGAAGCCGAAGACCCCGUCGUACUGGGCAAGACCCGCGCCAUUCUGCACUACAACAACGAUGAGAAAGAGGCCUCCAGUGCCAUGGGUAUGCUCUUGCACGGUGACGCCGCUUUCGCUGGACAAGGUAUUGUAUACGAAACCAUGGGUUUCCAUCAGCUUCCCAGCUACCACACUGGUGGAACCAUCCACAUCAUUGUGAACAACCAGAUUGGUUUCACUACGGAUCCCCGAUUCUCUCGUUCUACUCCAUACUGCUCCGACAUUGCCAAGGCCAUCGAUGCACCCGUCUUCCACGUCAACGGUGACGACGUCGAGGCUCUCAACUUUGUCUGCCAACUGGCUGCCGACUUCCGUGCUGAGUUCAAGAAGGACGUGGUAAUCGACAUGGUGUGCUACAGGAAACAGGGUCACAACGAGACUGACCAACCUUUCUUCACCCAGCCUUUAAUGUACAAGAAGAUCGCGGAACAACCUCAAACACUGGACAUCUACACCAAGAAGCUGCUGGACGAGAAGACCUUCACCAAGGAAGACAUCGAUGAGCACAAGGCUUGGGUCUGGGGCAUGUUGGACGAGAGCUUCAACCGCAGCAAAGAUUAUGUGCCAAACUCCAAGGAGUGGCUUACUUCGGCCUGGAACGGCUUCAAGUCGCCCAAGGAACUCGCCGAGGAGGUUCUGCCUCAUCUACCGACUGCCAUUGAGGAAUCCCAGUUGAAGCACAUCGCAGAGAAGAUCGGCGGUGCACCAGAGGACUUCAACGUACACAAGAACUUGAAGCGUAUCUUGGCUGGCCGCACCAAGACUGUCACCGACGGCAAGAACAUUGACAUGGCUACUGCGGAAGCGUUGGCAUUCGGAAGUUUGUGCAUGGAAGGUCAUCACGUUCGUGUUUCUGGGCAGGAUGUCGAGCGUGGAACCUUCUCCCAGCGCCAUGCUGUGCUCCACGACCAGGAGACUGAGAAGACAUACACUCCUCUCCAGAAUCUCAGCGAUGACCAGGCUACCUUUACCAUCUCCAACUCCUCUCUUAGCGAAUACGGAGUGCUUGGCUUCGAAUACGGUUACUCCUUGUCUUCACCCAACGCCCUUGUCAUGUGGGAGGCUCAGUUUGGUGACUUCGCCAACACUGCCCAGGUUAUCAUCGAUCAGUUCAUUGCUUCUGGUGAAGUCAAGUGGCUUCAACGUUCCGGUCUCGUCAUGAGCUUGCCGCACGGUUACGACGGUCAAGGUCCUGAACACUCGUCAGGACGCAUGGAGCGCUACCUGCAGCUCUGCAAUGAGGACCCCCGUAUCUUCCCAUCCCCCGACAAACUCGACCGUCAGCACCAGGACUGCAACGUCCAGAUUGCCUACACAACGAAGCCGUCGAACCUCUUCCAUCUCCUCCGUCGUCAAAUGAACCGUCAAUUCCGCAAGCCUCUGAUCCUGUUCUUCUCCAAGUCGCUACUUCGCCACCCGCUCGCUCGCUCCAACAUUGAGGAGUUCACUGGUGACUCGCACUUCCAGUGGAUCAUCGAGGACCCCGCGCACGCUAGUGGAGAGAUUGAAUCGCAUGAGGGCAUCAACCGUGUCAUCCUCUGCACAGGUCAGGUGUACGCUGCGCUCGUUAAAGAGCGUGAAGCGCGCGGUGAGAAGGAUGUGGCUAUUACCCGUAUCGAGCAGCUCAACCCCUUCCCAUGGCAGCAACUAAAGGACAACCUCGACUCGUACCCCAACGCCCAGAACAUCAUCUGGUGCCAGGAGGAGCCACUUAACGCCGGUGCCUGGAGCUUUACACAGCCCAGAAUCGAGACACUCCUCAAUCAGACAGAGCACCACAACAGGAGACACGUCAUGUACGCCGGACGUAACCCUAGUGCAUCCGUAGCAACUGGAUUGAAGGUGUCGCACAAGAACGAGGAGAAGGCCCUGCUCGACAUGGCUUUCACGGUCAAGCAGGACAAGCUGAAGAGCGAGUAG
Alternaria atra is the source of this 3150-nucleotide messenger RNA. RefSeq lists its product as uncharacterized. Lineage: Eukaryota; Fungi; Ascomycota; Dothideomycetes; Pleosporales; Pleosporaceae. Bases 1 to 3150 code for a protein of 1049 amino acids. Gene Ontology annotation, molecular function: thiamine pyrophosphate binding; oxoglutarate dehydrogenase (succinyl-transferring) activity. The transcript is spliced from 3 exons. Gene Ontology annotation, cellular component: oxoglutarate dehydrogenase complex; mitochondrion. The record is from RefSeq and is a predicted model, not a curated record. Gene Ontology annotation, biological process: tricarboxylic acid cycle.